AUGGCCGCGGCGGAGGCGGCGGCGCGCAAGCGGCGGCCCAAAGGGCACUUCGCGGCGGCGGCCGGCCGGGCCAAGCGGCCCCGCGGCGGCGGCCGGCAGCUGGAAGCCGGCAUGCGCGGCAUCCUCAUCACCUGCAACAUGAACGAGCGCAAGUGCGUGGGAGAGGCCUACAGCCUCCUUGGCGAGUACGGGGACCAGCUCUACGGGCCCGAGCAGUUUUCAGAUCAGGAGGAGCGGCUGUCGGGAAGCGAGAGGGAGGAGGAUGAGGAUGAUGUUGAGGCUGCCCUGAAGAAGGAGGUCGGCCAGAUCCGUGCCUCGACAGAGCAAAAGCUGCGGCGGUUCCAGUCGGUGGAGAGUGGUGCCAACAACGUGGUCUUCAUCAGAACCCAGGGCAUAGAACCUGAGAACCUGGUGCACCACAUACUAAAGGAUAUGCAUGCCACUAAAAAGAAGAAAACAAGGGUCAUUCUGCGCAUGCUGCCCAUUUCUGGAACUUGCAAGGCUUUUAUGGAGGAUAUGAAAAAAUAUGCAGAAACCUUUUUUGAGCCUUGGUUUAAAGCCCCUAAUAAGGGUACUUUUCAGAUUGUUUACAAAGCUCGUAACAACAGUCACAUGAGUAGGGAAGAAGUAAUUAAGGAGUUGGCAGGAAUUGUGGGCAGCCUCAAUACAGAGAACAAAGUUGAUCUUAAUAACCCACAAUAUACAGUUGUGGUGGAAAUAAUUAAAAACGUCUGUUGCUUGAGUGUGGUGAGAGACUAUGUUCUGUUCAGAAAAUACAAUCUACAGGAGGUGGUGAAGAACAACAAAGAUGACACACAAAAAACCCCAUCAAGUCUGGCAGAAGAGCAGAACUCGAAGGCAGUAAAACCAGAAACCGAGGAGGAGGAGAAGAGCUCAGAAGAAAAGAAAGAGAACGAGAAUCAAGGUGAAACAGAAGCUGAGCCCAAGGGGAAUGAUGUACUGACAGUGUAGAAAAUGUGGUAGAAGGGAAAGGUAAACACAAUAGAAACUUACGAAAGGAAGUUGCCCUAGAGUUCUGAAAGGCGUUUUAAAGAGUGGAUUUUGUUUUGAAGUCUUGUUUUUGAAAUCCACAUAAGAAUUUUAAUGCUCAUUGCAGGUGGAGCUGACAUUACAGCAGAGCUAAGUGUGCUUCACCUUGCUGUCAUUCUCCUGCAGGUUUGUUCUGCAUUGCCUUUACCUAGCACAGAAAGCAGGAGUGUGUGUGUGUAUGCUUUUGUCAGUGUGGCCAUUGUGACUUAUUUCUACUCUCCUCUGGUGGCUACAGAAACCAAAAGGCAGUGCUGAAUCAGUCCUUGUCAGGAAGUAUUGACAGAAGUGAGAGAUCUGGAAAAGCCAUCUGAUUGCAGGGAGGUUCCAAGGAAGUGAUCUGACAACUUGUGUGACUGCAGAACUCGGAUAUGUUUCUCUCUGUGAACAACAGACUGAGCGAAACUUGAUCAUUUCCUGUUUGAUGAAGGGAGAUAUACACAUGUUGCUCUACAAGGCCAUGAUAAGUCUUGAAAGCAAAUGGAAGAACUGCUAUGAUCAAAAUACUUGAAUACUAUGAGACAUAGAUUAAUAGAUUUGACUGUUCUGGAACAGAAGUACAGAGCAGGCAUUACAGAUGGUUUUAGCAAAAACUGUGUGUUUACAUUAGCUGUGUAUACAGCAGUUAUUGGUUUAUGGGAAAUACUGUAAGCACUAAACAGAAUCCCUUUGAGUAAUUUCCUGCAAAUAGCCUUUUGCUGCUCUUUCCAAAGACUUAAUCCUUGAAGGGGGUUUAUAAGGUGGGUUUUGUGUUAUUGUUUUUCUUAGAUUAAAAAAUUUAAGUUGAAGUCAUCCUGGCAAAGUUAUGAAAGAAGCUCUGCAUUAUACUAUACUGGAUAAGGAGAAUUAAGUUUAAUUUUGGGUACAAUUUUAGCUUUACAGUAUUAAUUUUGUUUCAAAAUAGAAAUAAUGUGAGUCUUUCUGUUGUCUGUUACAGCAGCUCUUUUGCUAUCCCACUGACUUUUAAAAAAACAACCAAAAUCAGUGCAGCUCUGACCUGCUUUCCAGUAGGGUUUUGAGGAUGCUUCCUGUACCACCGUCUAGCUUUAGUAUUUCAUUUCUAGCAUAAAAGCCUGUGGGUUGCUAAUGGGAAAAGACUCAUCUUGAGGAACACCACUUGUUAUGUGUCUUGGUUUAAUGACUAGAAUGUGUUCAAGUCUCUCAGCAGUCUUUAAUUUAUAUUUUCCUCUUUCAAAAUUGUUUUAGAAGUUGAAAAACUAAGGUGACUCUUUUUUCCCUCGUCCUGUCUUCCUUACCACCCAUUUAUUAAAGUUCUGCUUUCUUA
Messenger RNA from Colius striatus (speckled mousebird), 2332 nucleotides. It is a transcript of the gene THUMPD1, whose product is annotated as THUMP domain containing 1. The record is from RefSeq and is a predicted model, not a curated record. NCBI's taxonomy places the organism in Eukaryota, Metazoa, Chordata, Aves, Coliiformes, Coliidae. Gene Ontology annotation, molecular function: RNA binding. The coding region runs from base 1 to 972 and encodes 323 amino acids. The transcript is spliced from 4 exons. Gene Ontology annotation, biological process: tRNA modification.